Molecule: messenger RNA, 933 nt
Organism: Macrosiphum euphorbiae (potato aphid)
Lineage: Eukaryota; Metazoa; Arthropoda; Insecta; Hemiptera; Aphididae
Source: the annotation of a GenBank genome assembly
AUGACCAAGACCAAAGGAUGCGAGGCAUUUUUAUCGGAUUUGGAUAAAUUGCCGUGCAUACAAAUUGGCGAAUUCAAGCUCCGCUUAGAACUCGACGAUGAGUUGUCACCAGAGUUGUUGGAAGUGGCAGUCAAAGAACUCAGAGAAACUCCCGAACAGCAAGAAAAAUCAAUCGCUGAACUGAAAGCAUUACUCGAAAAGGACACUGAUCUGAAAGCGCCCAUAGACAACAGAGCGUGGCUUAUUCGCUUCCUUCGUCCAACGAAAUACUAUCCGGAAAGCGCAUACAAGCUGAUCAAACAAUACUAUCAAUUCAAAGUGAAACACUCGAAUAUAUACAAUGGCCUUUCGCCCAAGACUGAGAAAAACAUUUUCGAUCACGAUAUACUACAUGUCUUACCUAAACGUGACCAAGGCGGCCGCAGGAUUUUAGUCAUCGAAUUAGGAAAGAAAUGGAAGCACAAGAAGUGCACGUUGGACGAAGUAUACAAGGGCGCUGUGAUAUUCCUCGAAGCAGCCAUAAUGGAACCAGCCACCCAAGUAGCCGGUGCCCAAGUAGUUUUUGACAUGGACGGUUUGUCGUUGCAACAGACUUGGCAGUUUAGCCCACCGUUCGCCAAGAGGAUUGUCGACUGGCUUCAAGACGCUGUUCCUGCGCGGGUCAAAGGAAUCCACAUCGUCAACCAACCGAUUCUGUUCAACGUCGUCUUCAAUUUCUUCAAACCGUUCCUGAGGGAAAAAUUACGGUCGAGGAUCGUCUUCCACGGUACUGACAGGGUGUCUUUGCACAAACACUUAUACCAGCCAUGUCUACCGGAAUGCUACGGUGGCACGUUGGACGUACCCCGUGUUACCGGACCUCAGUGGCAUGAACUACUGGUUACAGUAGAAAAAGAAUUUGACGUAUUAAACAACUACGGUUAUGGAAAAUGA